Molecule: messenger RNA, 803 nt
Organism: Gallus gallus (chicken)
Lineage: Eukaryota; Metazoa; Chordata; Aves; Galliformes; Phasianidae
Gene: CBP8B1
Product: feather keratin 2-like
Exons: 2
Coding region: 106-420 (104 amino acids)
Cellular component (GO): intermediate filament
Molecular function (GO): structural constituent of cytoskeleton
Source: RefSeq, a predicted model, not a curated record
UGAGGCAGUGGUGGAACAGUAUAAAAGUGUGUCCAUCUCCUCAUUCUCUCAUCCACUCCUUGCUUCCAUCUCCCUGCAAACAAGGUGCCUCUCCAGACACAAGACAUGUCCUGCUACGACCAGUGCCUGCCGCGCCUGCCCUGCCAGCCCUGCGGCCCGACCCCGCUGGCCAACAGCUGCAACGAGCCCUGUGUCAGGCAGUGCCAGGACUCCAAUGUCUUCAUCCAGCCCUCUCCCGUGGUGGUGACCCUGCCCGGACCCAUCCUCAGCUCCUUCCCGCAGAACACCGCCGUGGGAUCCUCCACCUCCGCUGCCGUUGGCAGCAUCCUCAGCUCUGAGGGUGUGCCCAUCUCCUCUGGAGGCUUUGGCCUCUCUGGGCUUGGCAGCCGCUACGGUGGCAGGUGGUGCUUCCCCUGCUAAAGCUGCUGGUGAUUACCCUGGAAAAAGACCCCAGGGACCCAGGAGCUGGAAGCAGAACUGAGACAAAGCACUGGGGUUCAGUCUGCGAUCUCAGAAGACGUGGUCCAUUUCUGCCUUCCCCCUUUCCCACUGUCUCUUUUCCACCUUGUGCCAUUGCUGCUCACCAUCUGCUCCCCUGGACAGUCAGUCCCACAAAGCCAGCAUAGGGAGGACAUGGUGGCCCUUCUUCCUCUGUGGAAAGGGCAAAUGGACAGCUGGUGGCAUGUCCAUCGUGGUCAUGCAGUGCAGCCAAUCAACUGUCCCUAAUGCUUUCUGCACCAGAGCCUUUUCUCCCAGUGAUCUCAUUUCCCUCUUUUGACUCAUUAAAGUUUUGCUGCAUUCCA